UCCGACAAGGAGGGGACAAGGAAGAACGUAUUGUGUCUUAAAAACACCGACCUUUCUGCGCCUUAAUUAUCAUAUCUUAAGUUCGCACGGCAUUAAUGAAAGCUACUCCUCCGACAAACUUCUGAGGUCAUGGGGUCAAAGUCCAAAGGUCAAGAAUGAAUUACAUUACUGAAAUGGCUAAAUAUCUCGGAAAUGGUAAAAGUUGACCAAGGUGAUCCUCAUAAUGGCUGAAGGUGGGCCCCGUCCGGAACUAGACCUACACUUACUGGAGUGUCCAAUCUGUCUGGAGCGACUUAGACAACCAAAGUCAUUACCGUGUCUCCACUGCUUCUGUCAGGAUUGUCUCAGGACCUACAUCACCAAGGAGUUGUCUGGUAAGAUGGCGUCUGGGACAUCCUUUCCGUGUCCAGUUUGUAGAGGGAUGGCCACCCCUGUCAAUCAAACGGAAACCAAGGAAAAUUGGCAAAAACAGUUCCAAACUGAUGCUGUCAUCCAAGAACUUAUCAAGCUUAAGGUACAGUCGUCUAAACCACUGUACUGCACACCUUGUCAAACCAAAGGUAAUCCGUCCAAUCCUGCCAGGUUCUGGUGUAAGAAAAAUGAGUCCGGUUUUUGUGAAACUUGUAAAACUGACCACCACGAUAUCGUACAUAUUGGAUGUGAUAUAUUAGAUAUUACCAGGCACGGCAGCAAUAGACCAAAACAAAACUCGUCUGUUCCUCACUGUAACCAACACGACGAGAAUAUGGUUUGGUACUGUGAGGAUCACAAACUUCUCGGUUGUAGCAUGUGUGUCUUCAAAGACCACAGACGUUGUGAAGCAGUGACAACAGCGACGGAAUACAUUCAGAAGCUAAAAGCAGGAUCACAACUGACAGAUAUGCAGGCAGCACUGAAGAAAGGAGCAGAGGUCAUGCACUCUUUAGUGAAGGACUUUGACGAACAGCUCCAAGUCAUGGUAAAGAACCAAGAAAUCGCUCUACAGAGCAUUACAGAUCUUCGCCAAAGGAUCGACAAACGGCUUGACGAGCUUCAGAAGAACUGCACUGACAAGUUGAUCACGCUGUUCAAAGACGAAAAGAGGAAAUUAGACGACUCCUCACGGCAAUGCGAACGUCUAAAGAAGAGUAUGCUCAAUACCCUGAAGUCCAUUAAAGCUACAGAGGAAAACGAUAACACUGAAACGAUAGUGUUGUAUCAGAGAGGACAGGCAGAAGUGGAGUCGUGUAUGGUCCUGGUCACGGAGAUGAACGAAUCUUUCACGUCUGUCAAUGUUAAGCAUCAGACCAAACCCGAACUUGUAACCAUUGGUGAUGACGCUAUGGGGGAUAUCGUCGUUGAGAAACUACCACGACGUUUUCCUGAAAGUCAUGGUUACCUAACUUCACCAAUGUCCGGGCGUCGCGUGAGAGAAGUACAACAGUUUGAUAUGAAAACUACAUCAGAUGGGAGCAAUUGUUUUGCAGUUGGCGUUGUGUACCUUCCGUAUAAUCAAAUAGUAAUAAGUGAUCGCAACAACAAAAAACUGAAGCUGUUUACAGAUGAAGGACAGUGCCUGGAUGAGUUGACCAUUCAAGGAACUCCUUGGGACAUAUGUUUUGUGGACGAUGAAACAGUGGCUGUGGCAGUUAGCAGUUCUGAUGGUAUCCAUGUCGUGACAGUCGAAAACUCAAAAAUGUCAUGUUCUUCCGUGAUCUGUUUGCCAGACGGCAAAGGCUGCCUUGGUAUAACCCAUAUCAACGGAAGAUUUGUCGUUUGUACAAACAAAAAAGAAGCAGAAGUGUUCAGUGUGACACAGGACGGCACCACUGAGCUGUUACAUCAGUAUAGUGGUAAGUGUUAUUUCCUCUCACAUGACCCAAUAAAUGAAGACAUACUGGUUAGCUGUUCCACUAAUACUAAAGGAGAAGCUGUGCUGUCCCGACUGUCGGCUGACAAACGUAACACGACUGUGAUACAAGAGGGUAUUGUGAGUACUGCUGCAGGAGUUACCGUUGAUAGGGAUGGCAACAUUUACUUGUGCGGUUAUGGUUCAAACAACGUCGUGCAGAUGUCUGGGGACGGGACACACGUCAGAGAACUGCUGGUGUCAUCAGAUGGAAUUAACCACCCAUUUGCAAUAGCUGUUUGUGGUGACAUGUUUGCAGUCACUGCAUACAGCAAGAAUUAUGUUCGCUUGCUUCAGCUCUAUUAAAGCUAACAACAGCUCGUCUAAACUAUGUAGAGAUCUAUUCGCGUACCAGUAUUUUUACCACUCUACCCCGUCCUCAAAGUCCAGGGCUCAACCCUCGGAACAUGUAUCCUCUCUGCACCCCAGAAAUACGUCACGAGAAAAUGUCAGGCUCUUUAGGUCUCGCACAACUACAUCAGCCAAUCAUCAAGUGUUUCAUACGAUUAUAAUCCCUAGUCUUAUGCCUUUAAUAAGAUUAAAUUAAUCGUGGGGAAAUGUAACAGUAAAAUACACAGGCUCUGAAGUUGGGUGUUGUUCCUCUGUAAUCUUCAUUGAACAAGCGUCAGCCCAGUGAUUGGUCAGGUUUUACUACAUGGAACCAAUCAAAAAGCUUACCGCAAGCAUUAGUUUUUGUUAUGACAUAUUUUAAAGGGAUGCGGAGAAGUUACGCGAGUCGGGAGCAGAACCCAUCGAUUUCAAAGAUGAUUCUGUAUUUAAAUUCCAGUGGAGUGACAUCUUACCAAGGAUGGACUGUUCUGAUGUUUACCGUAUCAAUGGUUGGAACAAUGUACGUAAAACCUAUAUUGAAGACUUUGUAAAUAUAUAGUGUUCUGACGUAUAAACACCUGGCAUAAUGUGCUUAUUACAAAAGUCGGAAUCUUUGUUGUUUCAUUGUUUCUUUGCUUGGUAGGUUUUGUACUCAUAUCUAGAAAAUAUAUGACAUUGUCUUGUUUUUUGAAAUUAUGAUAAAAUAAUGAAGUAUAAUAUAAUACUAAAGCUAUUUGAAAAAUAAUAGAU
Molecule: messenger RNA, 2968 nt
Organism: Mizuhopecten yessoensis (Yesso scallop)
Lineage: Eukaryota; Metazoa; Mollusca; Bivalvia; Pectinida; Pectinidae
Product: tripartite motif-containing protein 2-like
Exons: 3
Coding region: 224-2194 (656 amino acids)
Biological process (GO): positive regulation of DNA-templated transcription
Cellular component (GO): nucleoplasm; chromatin
Molecular function (GO): metal ion binding; ubiquitin-protein transferase activity
Source: RefSeq, a predicted model, not a curated record